Molecule: messenger RNA, 788 nt
Organism: Odocoileus virginianus texanus
Lineage: Eukaryota; Metazoa; Chordata; Mammalia; Artiodactyla; Cervidae
Source: RefSeq, a predicted model, not a curated record
AUCAUUGUCAGGGUCCACAUUGGCAUAACUUUGCCCUGAAAUUUGGUUGUGCGGUGAUUGUACUUCUUGCCUUGACUGUGAUUGGAUUGAGUGUUUCAGUGAUAUUCAUAAGACAAAACACAUCAAUAGAAAAAACCAGCAUGGAUGCUCAAGAGAACAGGAAGGAAGCAACAGAGAGACCAGUUCUGUUAACAUGCCCAAUGCACUGGCAAAAAAUCCAAAAUAAAUGUUUGUAUUUUCAUGAAACUUCCAAAUCUUGGAGUGAUAGUCUAGCUGACUGUUCCACAAGAGAAUCCAGUCUACUGCUUAUUGAAGAUCAGGAAGAACUGAGACUCAUACAAAACCUGAUAAACAAAAAAGCAAUUCUCUUUUGGAUUGGAUUAAAUCUUACAUUAUCAGAGAAGAACUGGAAGUGGAUAAAUGGAUCCUUUUUAAAUUCUAAUAUAUUACCAGUUUAUGGUGAUGUUAAAGAAGACAACUGCGUUUGCAUAUCAAAGACACAAUUUAUUUCUGAUACCUGUGCUUCAGAAAAUAGAUGGAUCUGCCAAAAAGAACUAAAACUGCCAGAUAUAAAGUAAUAUGUUCUUCCAGUUGACCUGCCAUCCCCCUCCAUCUCUUUAAUUUCCAUUUCAGAUCUCUGUCAUUUUAGCUGUAUAUAUUGUCAUAGUGGCUCCAUGCACAUUUUGUGGUACAAAGUGAACACACACUGAGAAUUCUAAUUUUUGUGAAUUUUACAAAAGUCCAUAUCUAGCCUCCUCAUUCCAUAACUGAAAAAACAUAUACCUAAA